Epinephelus moara (kelp grouper) is the source of this 6875-nucleotide messenger RNA. RefSeq names its product oxysterol-binding protein-related protein 2-like. Lineage: Eukaryota; Metazoa; Chordata; Actinopteri; Perciformes; Serranidae. The record is from RefSeq and is a predicted model, not a curated record. Gene Ontology annotation, cellular component: intracellular membrane-bounded organelle; membrane; cytosol. The transcript is spliced from 14 exons. Gene Ontology annotation, molecular function: cholesterol binding. Bases 532 to 1950 code for a protein of 472 amino acids.
CGAGGGACACUUUACUGCUCUGUCUAUGGUCUGCUAUUGUAUUUUCAUGGCCACAAAAUUAGCUUUGCGGUUUGUCUGCAAGGAUGGAGGCUAACUAUGCUAGUUAGCCACCUUUUUUUAUUAGCCCGCCCGCUAACGUUAAUGCUAGCUGUCAAAAACCUCCCAGACGUCCUGUCAGAGUUGGAGCUGCCAGCUUGGUGUGUGUAGGUCGCUCAUUUUCCUCUCUCAACAAAGCCAAAGAAACACGACCUGAACUCAGAAGUUGCACCAGCUGUCCACGUGCUGUCUGUCAAUCAAACGGCAGACUCUUCUGAUUGACACCUGCUGGUGUGAAGCCAUCUGCCAGAAAUCAGCAUCACACUGAGUUCGGGACAUUGCCUGGAUAUUGAGUGAACGUCGUGGUGACACUGUAGAGGGACCUUGAUCGACAGGUCUCCCUCCAGAGGACCUCUGAGGGGUCGCCACCAAAAGGAACAUGUGCUAGAAGUUGUACAUCUGUCCUAAACGACUGGUCGGCUUUGACUCUAGAAGAUGAACAAUGAGGAUGAGUUCUUCGACGCCGUCACAGGCCUGGAUUCGGACGAGUCGUAUGAAGGGGUGUCGGAGGCCAGUUUCCAAGAUGCGCUUGUGUUUGACAGCAGCAGUCAGAAGAACAACGGAUCGGUGCCACAGGAGAACGGCAUCAAGAAACACAGGACGUCAUUACCUGCACCCAUGUUUUCCAGAAGUACCAUCAGUGUCUGGAGUAUCCUGAAAAAAUGCAUCGGAAUGGAACUCUCGAAGAUCACGAUGCCCAUUGUCUUCAACGAGCCUCUGAGCUUCCUGCAGAGAAUCACAGAAUACAUGGAACACACUUACCUCAUCAACAGAGCCAGCUCGCUGCCCGACUCCAUAGAACGCAUGCGGGCAGUAGCUGCUUUUGCUGUGUCAGCAGUUGCGUCUCAGUGGGACCGAACUGGAAAACCCUUCAACCCUCUGCUGGGAGAGACCUAUGAGCUCAUCAGAGAGGAUCAGGGUUACCGGCUGGUAUCGGAGCAGGUAUCCCAUCAUCCCCCAGUCAGUGCCUUCCAUGCAGAAAGUCUGGUCGGGGACUUUGUCUUCCACGGCUCCAUCUACCCCAAACUCAAGUUCUGGGGGAAGAGCAUCGAGGCUGAGCCUAGAGGGACCAUCACACUAGAGCUACUCAAGCACAAUGAGGCGUACACAUGGAGUAACCCUUCCUGUUGCAUACACAACGUCAUCCUGGGCAAACUAUGGAUAGAGCAGUAUGGCACAGUGGAAAUCGUCAACCACAGCACUGGAGACAAGUGCGUGUUGACUUUUAAGGCCUGUGGGAUGUUUGACAAAGAGCUGCACAAAGUGGAAGGGUACAUCCAGGAUAAGAAUAAAAAGAAGCACUGUGUCAUCUACGGGAAGUGGACCGAGUGCAUGUGGAGCGUGGACCCUCAGGCCUACGAGGCUCACAGGAAGUCAGAGAAGAAAGGAGACAUCAAAAAGAACAAACAUGAGGAGCAAGAGGGAGCGGAGAACGAUGACGCAGACGACAUGCCUGAAAUCCAGGAGACGGUAUCCGUUGUGCCAGGAAGUACUCUGCUGUGGAGGAUAGACUCCAGACCGGAGCACUCUGCCAUGAUGUACAACUUCACCAACUUUGCAAUGUCGCUCAAUGAGCUGGAGCCCGGCAUGGAGGCCAUCUUGGCGCCCACAGACUGUCGCUUCAGGCCUGACAUCAGAGCCAUGGAGAAUGGCAACAUGGACGAGGCCAGUAGGGAGAAGGAGAGACUGGAGGAGAAACAGAGAGCUGCCAGAAAGGAGAGAGCCAAGAAUGAGGAGGAGUGGUCUACUAGGUGGUUCCAGCUGGGCACAAAUCCGUACACCAACGCCCCGGGCUGGCUGUAUACCGGAGGCUACUUCAAUAGGAACUACAAAGACCUGCCUGAUAUCUACUGAUAGCCCGCUGGCCUUCUUACUACUCCUCUUGCUCCUCUAUAACCUGCAAUGACCUGCCUGUCAUGAAACGGAGAGAAAUGUCAGAAUCCACAUCCCACCUUCAUCUCACUGCCUUCAUCAUCUCUUAGCCGACCGACACACCCAGCGCAGAUCGGAAAGACUUACAAAGAAGCCAAAAGCUCGUCCCUUUUCUCAAACAGCGGCCUGCUUGGUGUCUCCUGAGUCAUCAGGUCUUUUUAUCUUCACUUGAGCGUCUUAUUCUCACAUAACAACCAGCAAAGGCUUCCCAUCUCUCUGCCCCAGCAUCGUUUAGAGCACAAGAACCAUUUUAAUCCUGACCAAUCGCAGCGGCAGAGAGCUGGUACGUGUGCAUCGGCGGUUAAACGCACCCACAAACUCACAGAUCCAACCUGAAUGUUUAAAGUCUUUACAAUCAAACUCUCUCCUCUGAGAAACUGCCCGCCAGGCUUCCAGACGGCGACGUUUAGAACAGUCAAGUGUCAUUGAUGAGUAAAUAUGAGUAGAAACAACAUGAAGUAAAACAUAAUAAUCACAUGGAUGGAUAUAUGGACAUGGACGGACUGCCAGUCAACAGGGGAAUCAGGGAUGUGAAUGCUCCUUUGACUGAAGAUGAAUCUUGAGGAUGCUUUUUUUUCCUUUUUUAACACUCAAAAAAUAGAUAUAGGCGACAUUGUACUCAUUAAGGAACAAAGUUAUAAAGAAAUACUGUUGGUUUAGUUGGUCAAGAUGAAUCGAAUGCAAGCUUGAGCUCAUUACUGUCCACGUGUCAUAUCCUAAAACCCUCCCAUUAACCUUCUGCUUGAGGUUUAUGUAUUGAAAUAAAUCAAGGCAACUACUAGAAAAUGGAUGUUUCCUCGACAGCAGAGUGGAAUGUGCAGCACGAGCAGGACCAGAUCUGGGAUCAGAGAGGAAACCACAUGCAAUUGGAUGUUCUACAUGGCAACAGAUAAAUGAGUAGAGCUGAGCCUGAGCUGUUCACCCCCUCAAAAUGUAACUCUGUUGUCUUAACUCGGCCUGUACAGUAGCUUCUGUAUGUAGCUGUUCAGUAGAGAUGUACAGUGUGAUUAACAACCCACCGUGAGCUCACGUUGACCUCCAGUCGCUCUACGUCUUCUUUUAGAAACCGGCGCAGAGUGUAGGAAACACUUAACUGAAUGUGUAUACGCAGCUUGGAUAACUGGCUGCUGAGUCAUAGCUGAGGUUUACCGAUGUUCAAAAUAGGAGUCACACACGAGUGCAGAAAAUCUGAUUAUUCAUCCUCCGGUUCGUACGUCUUAUCUUUACAAGGCUGAGGAAAUGGAGAAAAUCUCUCAUAUUAAAAGCACAUUAUAAGACACAAUUCUGUUUCCCCUCAUGAGCAGGUCAGAGGUCAGGGUCAAGGACACCUCAGCGGGGUGUGUGAGCUUCAAUCUGAGCAAUCUGAUUGAAGUUGUAAUGACCUCUUCUUACAGGACCAUCCUGCUGAAUGAAAAGCAAAAGUCUGUUUUUCCCCCUGUAGGGUAAAAUCUGAUGGUCGUCAGUGCCUGCGUGUAAAUCUGAACUUAAACUCGCUCUCAGUUGAACCUCUCACGAGUUUGACAUUUAUUAGUGAAUAUUUUCAUUCCCACAUCAGACACAACCACCCUGUGUUGAGUAACAGUGAUGAAAUCCCAAAUAACACAGAGUAGUGUGAGUAACAGUAACAAUACACACACAUUCAUGGUGUGAAUGAGUGUAUAAUAUGUACAGACACUUAAAGCCAUAUUAACUAUGAGAGAGGGAGAGAGAGGGAGAGUGGAUUUGUGUGAACGAUGGUAAUUUGAAGAUGUGAGCCCUCAAGAUUAACAUUAUUAUUAAUCUCACUCAUUAUAGCAUGAUUACAAAAAGACAAACAUUACUCAUGUCAGCGUUAGAUAUGAUGCUGUCCGGCUGGAGUGGAUGUUAGAGAAUGGAUGGAUUACUGAAUGGGCUCAGAAAGAAACAAAACUAGACAUGUAAAAUGACCACAAGGAGACACAAAACAUCACUCCUUUCAUGUCUCCUCUAGUCUGGGUGUCUUGCUCUUGCUAGGAGGGGUGCGGGCACUUCGGCCUGGUGAGAGGCGAAGUCUCGCCUCUUCCGGUGUCCCCCAUGGGACCUUAUUUUAGAGAAAAUAUGUACGUUAGGCAAUGGCGAGAAACACAUACUGUUUUCUUACUGUUUAAUCGUGCCAUGAAUGAGACACGUAAUGUUUGUCAAUUUAAAACAGAAUUCUGUAUGUGAAGAAAGUUGCAAUUUGCCGUAGGUUCGUUGUGGUUUGUGUGAAACCUCUCAUUGAGCUACAUCUUCUGUCUCGCAUGAUAUGUCACCUACACCAGCUAGCGAGCCAGCAGGGGAGGGAAAAUCGAUACAGCAUAGUAUUGUGAUGCUUUGUGUGGCAUGUUGUAUCAAUACAUGGACACCAAGUAUUGAUUUUUAUCAUUAUAUCUUAAUAAUAUUGCAAAUACAAAUCAAAAUUUUGGUAGCUUGCUAAAUUAAUUUGCUAUUUCAGUCCACUAGAUACGUUUUGCUGCAAUAAAAAAGAGUGAAGUGAGAAACUUUAUCUUUAAAACUUUAACUUAGAAUUUCAAACAGAUGUUGACAAAUGUUUCCUUUGUGGACAUGAUUGACAGUCAAAUUAAGGUGAUAAAUCACAAUGUAUGACAUUGCAAUACUCGCAAAAUGUUUAAAACGGCAAUAAAAUUGUAUCAUGACUAAAAGGAUCGUGAUAACAUCGUAUCGUGGGACCCAUUCCCUCUAGCCAGCUCUGUUCCACACACAAAAGUAACAUUACCUGAUGUGUUGUAUCCAGCAACUCCUGGUCUUUGUGUUAGCUGGAUAGUAAAUGAACAACAGCAAGACUCGGUGCUCAUGUGACUACAUUCCGGUAUGAAACACACAGGCAUUGUAGCUUCAACGAGAGAGAAAGGUAUGACGUCAUCUAUGUGACGUGCAAUUUAAAUUCUUGACUUUUAUGUUUUAAAUUGACAAACAUUGUGUGUGUAAUUCAUGGCACAAUUCAAAUGUGAUCAGAAAUGAAUUGUCUGAAGAGUAAGGUCCCAUAGUGGUCCACUGGACAGGGAGGGACUUUGCCUUUCUAUAGUCUCAUAACCCGUCCAUGUUUUUUCUUCGUACGCUGAUUGUAGUAAAAAUGAGACUGUCCAUGUAUCGACAGCAAGUCAAGAGUUAAACUCCCAAACUAAAAUUUAUAAAAGAAAGUGAAAAGUACUCUAAUGAAUGUUAGCACAAAAAAAGAACGGAGAUGAUUCUCCUGAGAGGGACUGUCUGCAGCUCUCCAGCUGAGCAGACCGGAUCUUUAGUAUUUGUACAGAAGCUCUUAACUGGAGUCGUCCACAUCCCGUGCACAGUGGAGAAACAAUAUCCCUUUAUCUGUCGCUUUGCUCGUGUUGAAGCAGAUACAGUCUGAGGUAGUGUGGCUCGCUCAUAUAAAACCCUGGUUCAUCUCGCAUCAGGGUUUUAAUUAGAUUUUUGUAUCGUAAACAGGUUACAGCUCGCCACCAUAACACACACACACACACACACACACACACACACACACACACACACUCUUCACAUGACUUGUUUGCACUGGUGAGAAUGUGACGUUUUGAUAGAAAAUAGCAAGAUUUGAGAGGUUUUGUCGAGAAAAAAAAAAAAGCCUCGGUUGCAGCCCUUUAAUGUCAUAAUGGAGAAACAAAUCUAUUGGCUGUGUGUGAUCUUCAGAAAUCUUACUUCAACAUGUUACCCGGCAUUAUCUCACAGUUUAAAAAUCCCGUUUUCAUCAGUGCAUCCAGGAGCUCUGACGUAUUUCACCAUCUCUAUGCAAGUUUUGCACCUCAACAUGAACAGUACAUGUGUGAUCUGUUAUUGUACUGUAGCUUUACAUCCUCCCCUCGACCCCAACCACACACACACACACACACACACACCUUCAGCCUCUCAGCUUCAGUAGUCAGAAGAUGUAUGACUUUGCCUUCUUAGUUUAUCUUAAUAUAUUCCACAUAAUUGGAAAUUAUUCUAAUUUUUGGGGACGACACGUCUUGGACCCGCUUAACUUUUCAUUUUGUGAGUUUUUUUAAAAAUGUAUUUCUGUGUCAUGCUUAGUGCCUCCUCUCUUUCAUUCCUCUUUGUUUUGUGUCUUUUUAAUUUAUGUGUAUUAUUUAUGAUGUUUGAGGUUUUAUGAAAUAAUUCUGUUUUCCUUUUGUUCAUGUAGCUAAUCCAAACAGCUCUUAGUUGCUUUCUUUCACCAACAUCUGGAGUGUUUUAUAGAGGAGCAGAGCGUCUGAUCGGAGCUUGAAGUGAACGUCAUUCACCAGCUUGUACAUUUUACAGUGGCCGUUACAUCUGUCACAUUUACAGUGUGUAGGUAGACUUGUCAUUAAAAAGUAAUUAUAAAUCAAACACUACUUGAGUUGAACUGUACACAGGUCAAAUGCUACAAAUGAACAAACGGGAACAAACUAUAGUCGCAACAAAGCUUUUGACCGUGAAGUGAUUCCAGCUGUUGAUUGGUCCAAGUGGCGAGUACACAUACGGAGCGGUCAUGUUCACUAGUGCUGAUUCAGACUCCACCAGACUAACGCUCCGUCAUUAAAGUAGAUCUAUGUUGCUUUGAGUGUCGGUUGUUUCUGUUGAGUUUGACCCUCCUUCUCCUGGACUGUGUCAUGGGGUUGUCGAUGUUAUAAUGUAUGUGUACAAGUGCUGCACAGAGCUAAUCACAAGCAAAAUGGCAUAUUAUUUUGUGCAAUUGAUUUAUUUUUAUAGUAUUUAAACAGUUUUUGGUGAGAACAUUGUACCAGAUGUUUUAUUUUGAGGUGGGGGAGUGUAAGGGGUCAUAUCCAAUCUGUGGACAUCUUGGUAGAAUAAUGAGCGGGGGGAAAUGUCUACUAAUAAAAUCCUAAUUUCAG